Molecule: messenger RNA, 552 nt
Organism: Trichomonas vaginalis G3
Lineage: Eukaryota; Parabasalia; Trichomonadida; Trichomonadidae
Product: integrase core domain containing protein family
Exons: 1
Coding region: 1-552 (183 amino acids)
Source: RefSeq, a predicted model, not a curated record
AUGAAACAUUUCAUCGAAGUUUACAAUUCCUCAACACAUUCUACAACAGGACAUACACCAAAUUCAAUGACACAACAACAAGAAGAAAAGUAUAUACAAAAGAAACGAAGUCAAACACAAAAUAUCAGAAAUUCAACACAAUUUACUCUCAUUCCUGGAACAAAAGUUCGUGUAGUUCUUGACGACAAACCGUUGACAAAGAAACGUUUAAGGUUAAGUCGAAAUUAUUAUAUCGUAGACUCUACGCAAGGUAAUGGAUAUCUUAUAAAAGCUGCUGACGACUCCAUAGCAUUUUACCCUCGUCAUAAAUUAGUCGAAAGUAGUAAUGGCAAACUUGCUGAAACCAUUGACGAAGCAAAGCGAGGAGUGGUUAUUGAAAUACUUGACUACAACAUAAACGAUGACACUUAUAAAGUAAGAUAUGAAGGAGGCGUUGAAGAUGUUAUACCAUCUAAGAACUUGAGAGAAUCUAAACCAACACAUCUGGGACCAUUAGAGCGGGAGUACUGGAAAGAUAAAAACAUGCCAGAAAGAAUAAGAAAAUUCUUCUAA